CCCAGGAUAUGCAUGCUAACAACUACCUCUACCCAGACAAAGACUUUCUUAACUUCUCCUGUUAGCCCAAAAGGGCACUCCGUCUGCUCCCUGGCCCAGCCAGCAUGCUUAUUACCUGGGCCGUGGUCGUAGCUACGGCCACGGCCGUCUGCGCUACCUCUCCCUGGUCGUCACUUCUGUUGAAGCUGAAAGAUAGAAACGGCAGCAAUGCGGGACGCCAUCCCCUUCCAGACAUCGACCUGUUCCAGGACAUGUUCAUGGCACUGAGCGACAUGCAGGAUAAUUACUUCCAGCGUUGGCUCGGCACUUGGCCUCACGGGAUCGACUGGACCCGUGCCGUCAUGAGCACGCAUGUUGCCGCUACGCUCCGGACCAUCUCUGACGAACUCGAACUCAACCGUCCCAACCAAGGCGUAGAAUGUACCAGCAGAAAGGAGGAUGUCAUUGCCGGGUAUUUUGCGGACGUCAUUGCCUACUACUUCGCCGAGGACGCCUUUUCUCUCCGCAACCAAGCCUACGACGACAUGCUCUGGGUCGUGCUGGGCUGGCUUGAGUCUAUCCAGUUUAUCAAUGAGCACAGCAGGUUUCUCUCUGGUACGGCCUCCGCAGGGUUGGGAACCACCCCCGGGGCCGAGGCGUGGUAUGGAAGUCGCUGGAUACCCGCUUUCGCUCAUCGCGCGAGGAUAUUCUGGGAGCUUGCCGCCCGGGGAUGGGACACGAAGCUCUGCGGAGGCGGCAUGCUCUGGAAUCCGCGCCUCAUGCCGUACAAAAACGCCAUCACCAACCAACUGUUCAUCUCCGCCUCCAUUGGCAUGUACCUCCACUUCCCCGGCGACCCCAACGCCUCCCCCUUCGGCAGCGGUGCCAAUCCCACACUCACCGACAACCACCGCACAACAGAAUGGCCCCCCCACGACCCCAUCUUCGGCAGGGCCGCCCAGGAAGCCCACCGCUGGCUCGCAUCCUCCAACAUGACCAACCACCAGGGCCUCUACGCCGACGGCUUCCACAUCUCGGGCCACCACUCCGGCGGCAACAACACGAACUGCGACGAGCGCGACGAGAUGGUCUACACCUACAACCAGGGCGUAGUCCUAACUGGCUUACUCGGCCUAUACCAAGCCACCGGCGGCCCGGCGCGGGAGCACUACCUGCGCGAGGGCCACACCUUAAUCCAGAACGUGAUCCGCGCCACGGGCUACGACCUCGCCCGCAACCGACCCAUCGACGACGGCCGCGACCCCACCCGCCCCAUCCCGCCCUGGCGCGGCCUCGGCCGCCUCGGCGUGCUCGAAGAGGCCUGUGACGCCCUGGGGUCCUGCUCCCAGGACGCCCAGACCUUCAAGGGCAUCUGGAUGCACCACUUCGCCGCCUUUUGCGCCCCGGGCGCCCUGCUGCGCUCCCGCGCCGCCGUCGCCACACCCGCCGGAGCGGAAGCGGAAGCGGAAGCCGAAGCGGAAGCCGAGGCCGUCCGCGCCAGGCAUGAGGCCGAUUGCAGGCGGUACGUGCCCUGGCUGCGGCACAACGCGCGCGCGGCGCUGGGCACGCGCGACGCGAGGGGCCUGUUUGGCAUGUGGUGGACCGCGGGGCUGCUGAGGCUUGCCGCCGUGGAGGCCGAGAUGGUGGAGGCGGCGGCGGCGGCGGCGGAGGAGGAGGAGGAGGGUGAUGGCCAGGUGGUGGAUUACCGCAACUUGGGCGUGCCCAUGGAUGAGGUGUGGAUGCGCGAGGUGGAUCUCCCGCGGCCCGUGCCGAUGCCGAGUCUGGAGGAAGAGGGGGAGGGGGGACAGAAACCCCUGACUGGAGGUACGGGUGGGUUGGGUGGACGGGACCGGGAUAACAAGACGGAUCCUAUGAUGGGGGGAAGUGGUGUGGAUUCGGAUAAGGCGGGUGUUUGGGACCCUAAUCUUCGCGGGCGAGGAAGGACGCUGGAGACGCAGGGCGGCGGGUUGGCGGUUCUCAGGGCGUUAUGGGUCGUUUCGGGUCAUGAGCUAUGAUGGCGUCUGUUGGAGGGGGGUUGGGUUGUGGUACACAUUGGUAUGGGAUGGCAUGGCGUGGCUACCUAUGGAAUA
Chaetomium fimeti is the source of this 2069-nucleotide messenger RNA. RefSeq lists its product as uncharacterized. The record is from RefSeq and is a predicted model, not a curated record. The transcript has a single exon. Gene Ontology annotation, biological process: carbohydrate metabolic process. Bases 105 to 1994 code for a protein of 629 amino acids. NCBI's taxonomy places the organism in Eukaryota, Fungi, Ascomycota, Sordariomycetes, Sordariales, Chaetomiaceae.